CCGUCUAUUCUUUUUUAUACUUAAGAGAGACCACUAAGCUCCCCCUCCCUCUAUAGUCAAGAGAAUAGGUAAAGGAGAAUUUGGAGUUUUAAUCUUCAAGAAAACAACCAUGCUCUCAAGCAAACCAGCUUUCCAUAAACUCUCUUUCAUGUUGAUAUAUACAAUCUUCUUUGUAUCUGCACUCAGUGGAGCUUCUAUAAAUGAUCACAUUGAAUCUACUUUCAUUCAAGGCAAGCUAAUCAAGUGUUUAAUGUAUUUAUUUUAUCAGUGCCAUGUAUGGAUGUAUGAAUGUCCACCUUAAUCUUUUGGAAUUUUAUCAGGGAUCUGAAAGAUGACGAAUUAUCAAUCCGGAACCUGAAAGAUGAAAUGUAUUGGUAUAAGACCCAAAUGAUGAAAAACUAUCAAUCUAGGACGUAGGAUUUCAUAGAUUUUGAUUUAUUUAAUUUUUUAUUAACUCUAUUGCUAAUGUUUGAUGGGUUUUUCUUCACAAAAGUUUAUUAUUUAAUAAAACUAGAUAAUUUUUUUUAAAUAAAAAUAAAAUAAUAUAAUUUAUGACAAUUUAGGUCCUAUAUUGAUAGUUUCCGGUCAUUCGUGUCCUGGAUCGAUAAUUUUCCAACGUUCGGGUCCUAUAUCCAUACAUUUUAUCUUUCAUAUGUCAGAUUUAUAAUUCGUCUAUUUUUUAGGUCCCUGGAUUGAUAAAAUUCCUAAUCUUUUUUUAUUGUGGGUGUUAAUUAAGGUGAACAGAUGAUUUAUUAUGAAGUCAUUUAUUACUAACAUUUUGUUUCGCAGUGAAGGAUUUCUUUUCCUGUCAUAUUUUCAACAAUAUGAUGUAGUGGCGGUUUAUUUGAGAAAAUGGGUGUUUGAUGGGAGUAGGUGGAGUUGAUGGUGGAGUUUCAUGGGGAAACGGAAGGUCUCUACGGCAGGGCAAUAGUGGUCAGAGUUCAUCCUUAAUACUCGCCGCCGAUAGAACGCACAGAAAAGACCCGUCUGACAGUUUCAAUUACUAUACUGGUGGGUGGAAUAUCAGCAAUGAGCAUUACAUAUAUUCGGUCGCGUUUACUGGCGCUCCCCUUUUCUUCAUAGCAGCAGUUUGGUUUGUGGGAUUUGGCCUAACAUUACUACUGAUAUGGCUUUGCUAUUGCUGCUGCAAAGGAAGGAGCAGUGCUUACUCUCCAAGUGUUUAUGUCCUUUCACUUCUCUUUCUCUCCAUAUUUACCAUUGCUGCAAUCAUUGGUUCUGUGGUUCUCUAUACCGGAUUAGAGAAAUUUCACAACAGUACAGAGGGUACACUAGAAUUUGUUGUUUCCCAAGCGGAUUCUACUGUUGGUAAAUUAAGAAAUGUGUCAGACGUUCUGGACACGGCCAAAAUCACAGGAGUUGCUCAAAUAUUUCUACCUGAAGCUGUUAAAAAGAACAUCGAUAAGGUCGACGAUACCAUCAAUUCUUCUGUUAACACUCUCGACACCGAAACAAGGAAGAAUAAGAAGGAUAUCCUACAUGUUAUUGACCUUGUGAGGCAGAUUCUCAUAAUUAUAGCCGCUCUUAUGCUUUCCUUGGCUGCUCUUGGUUUCUUUCUUUCCGUGUCUGGCCCUGAAUCUCUUGUUUACAUCCUGGUGAUCAUAGGAUGGAUUCUCAUUGCAGCCACAUUGAUCUUGAGCAGUGUAUUUGUACUUCUACAUAAUGUGGUAGAAGACACUUGUGUUGCUAUGGAUGAAUGGGCGAAAAAUCCCACGGUUCAUACAGCGUUAGAUGAUAUUAUUCCCUGUGUGGACCCUAAAGCUGCUCAAGAAACACUGUCUCAGAGCAAAGAGGUGACAUAUGAGAUGGUUGUUGUUGUUAAUCGUAUCAUAAACAAUGUAGCGAAUGCAAACAUGCCUACCGGUGCGCCUACUUCGUACAAUCAAUCUGGUCCAUUGGUGCCUAACCUUUGUAGUCCAUUCAAUUCGGACAACAGAGAUAAAAAAUGCGCUGAAGGCGAAGUCGAGUUUGAAAAUGCACCUGAGGUUUGGAAGAAGUAUGUGUGUAACGUUGGAGCGGACAAUGUGUGCACCACGGUGGGGCGUCUAACGCCGGAUUUGUACAACCAGAUGAAUGGUGCAGUUAAAGUGAGUGGUGGUCUCUACCUGUAUGGCCCAUUCCUCACCGACUUGCUCGACUGCACAUUUCUACGAAGUACCUUUAACACGAUCCAUGACCAUCAUUGCCCCGAUCUCGAACUAUUCAGCAAGUGGGUCUACAUUGGGUUGGUGCUCAUUUCGGCCUUUGUGUGUCUUUCUCUCAUACUCUGGGUGCUCCAUUCCAGAGAAAGGAGUCACCGUAAGUACACCAAACUUGCUCGCCCUUAAGAUCUCCUUUCCAUGGAAAAUGAAGUAUGGUAUAUAAUCAAGCUUGCAUGUUGACUAUUCAUGGAGGAAUCAAAUAGCUAGUUUGCUUAGGAAUUGAGCAUCAUUUUGUGGAAAUCUUCACAUAUGCUAUAAUGUAUGCACCACCUAGCAACCUUUGAUACCUAAUUUGCACAAGCAUAGACUUUUAUCCCACAGACAAAUGAGUCUAUGUUAAUUCCUUAUUGGCUGUUUGGGAAAACAAAAUUUGAUGCUAGUGUAAAAGUUGUUAUACAAAUUUAAGAGCAUUUUGUGAAGUCCUCUUUCUUGGACCAAGUCAUGCAUGCUCUUUUGGUAUGAAGAUUCAAAUAACCUUGUUGAAGUUUGAAUGUGAUUUGACUUUACAUGUUCUGUAAAUUAUUGC
Messenger RNA from Cuscuta europaea, 2745 nucleotides. Lineage: Eukaryota; Viridiplantae; Streptophyta; Magnoliopsida; Solanales; Convolvulaceae. The record is from the annotation of a GenBank genome assembly.